Molecule: messenger RNA, 699 nt
Organism: Lodderomyces orthopsilosis Co 90-125
Lineage: Eukaryota; Fungi; Ascomycota; Pichiomycetes; Serinales; Debaryomycetaceae
Exons: 2
Coding region: 1-699 (232 amino acids)
Biological process (GO): peptidyl-lysine dimethylation; peptidyl-lysine monomethylation
Cellular component (GO): cytoplasm
Molecular function (GO): protein-lysine N-methyltransferase activity
Source: RefSeq, a predicted model, not a curated record
AUGACAGAGGAAAUUAAGUUAAAUUCAUCAAAGUUAGGCACUCAAGAGUAUUGGAACGAAUUUUACAAAAAGGAGUUGCAAAAUUUUCAAAGUAAUAGCGAUGAUACAGGUGAAUGCUGGUUUGAUGACUCAGAUGCAGAGUCUAAGAUGAUACAAUUCAUAGUUGACAAGAUAGAGGGGGGUGAAUUACUAAAUGGUGUUCUGUUUCUUGAUUUGGGAACCGGGAAUGGUCAUCUACUUUUUGAGUUGCUGCAAGAGUUGAAAGAUGUCGACAAGAGCUUUACCUUUCAUGGAAUUGAUUAUUCAGCGGAGUCGAUUGAAUUCGCUAAAAACAUCGCAAAUACAAAAUUCCCUGAUGUUUCGUUUAAAUUUGAUCAAGUUGAUUUAUUAAGUGAUACACCGUUUCUAAAAAAUAAAUUUGAUGUGCUAUUGGAUAAGGGGACACUAGAUGCAAUUGCUUUGAAUCAAGAUCUCGUAGAUGGAAAAAGAGGGAUGGACAUAUAUGCUAUCCAGGUAUCAAAAAUGAUGGAAAAGGGCUCUAUUCUUUUGGUAACCUCCUGCAACUUCACGGAGAACGAGCUUGUCAAAAUCAUUACAUCAGGAACCGAACUUAAGAAGUGGGAUCAAAUUCAAUACCCAAGCUUCCAAUUUGGUGGUGUACAAGGCUCAACAGUUGUAAGUAUUGCAUUUAUUAAAUAG